GGCAUGGCCCGAGUCUAACAAUGCUGCUCCCCUCGUGUCUCCGCUCUCCGUGUGCACCGCUCUCGGCUCGAGCGCGCCUGCACCUAAAGAAGUAAACAGGUCAUGGCACGUUUAACAAAAAGGCGACAGGCGGAUACAAAAGCUAUCCAGCAUCUUUGGGCAGCAAUUGAGAUUAUAAGGAACCAGAAGCAAAUUGCCAACAUUGACCGAAUUACAAAGUAUAUGUCUCGAGUCCACGGUAUGCAUCCAAAAGAGACCACCCGUCAGCUGAGUUUAGCUGUGAAAGAUGGUCUUAUUGUCGAAACUCUGACAGUGGGCUGCAAAGGUUCCAAGGCUGGGAUUGAACAGGAAGGAUAUUGGUUACCAGGAGAUGAGAUUAGCAUUAAGAAGAAGAAUACAAACAAACAGGAGAUGGGCACAUACCUGAGGUUCAUUGUUUCCCGCAUGAAGGAGAGGGCAAUAGAUCUUAAUAAGAAGGGGAAGGACAAUAAACACCCAAUGUACAGGAGGCUGGUGCAUUCAGCUGUUGAUGUUCCCACCAUACAAGAGAAAGUGAAUGAGGGGAAAUACCGAAGUUAUGAAGAAUUCAAAGCUGAUGCCCAGCUGCUUCUCCACAACACAGUGAUUUUCUAUGGAGCAGACAGUGAGCAGGCUGACAUUGCGAGGAUGCUAUAUAAAGAUACGUGUCAUGAGCUGGAUGAACUUCAGCUUUGUAAGAACUGCUUCUAUUUGUCAAAUGCUCGUCCAGACAAUUGGUUCUGCUAUCCUUGUAUACCUAAUCAUGAGCUGGUUUGGGCUAAAAUGAAAGGUUUUGGGUUUUGGCCAGCCAAAGUCAUGCAGAAAGAGGACAAUCAAGUUGACGUUCGCUUCUUUGGCCACCAUCACCAGAGGGCCUGGAUUCCUUCUGAAAACAUUCAAGACAUCACAGUCAACAUUCACCGGCUGCACGUGAAGCGCAGUAUGGGGUGGAAAAAGGCCUGUGAUGAGCUGGAACUACACCAGCGUUUCCUUCGUGAAGGAAGGUUUUGGAAGUCUAAGAAUGAGGACCGAGGUGAGGAAGAGGCAGAAUCCAGUAUCUCCUCUACCAGUAAUGAGCAGCUAAAGGUCACUCAAGAACCAAGAGCAAAGAAAGGACGACGCAAUCAAAGUGUGGAACCCAAAAAGGAAGAACCAGAGCCUGAAACAGAAGCAGUAAGUUCUAGCCAGGAAAUCCCCACGAUGCCUCAGCCAAUCGAGAAGGUGUCAGUAUCAACACAGACUAAGAAUGCCUCUUCCCCUAGAAUGCUGCACCGGAGCACCCAGACCACCAGUGAUGGGGUCUGUCAGAGCAUGUGCCAUGACAAAUACACCAAAAUUUUCAAUGACUUUAAAGACCGGAUGAAGUCAGACCACAAGCGAGAGACAGAGAGAGUUGUCCGUGAAGCUCUGGAAAAGCUACGUUCUGAAAUGGAAGAAGAAAAAAGACAAGCUGUAAAUAAAGCUGUGGCCAACAUGCAGGGUGAGAUGGACAGAAAAUGUAAGCAAGUAAAGGAAAAGUGCAAAGAAGAAUUUGUAGAAGAAAUUAAGAAGCUCGCGGCGCAGCACAAGCAGCUCAUAUCUCAGACCAAGAAGAAGCAGUGGUGCUACAACUGUGAGGAGGAGGCCAUGUACCACUGUUGCUGGAACACGUCCUACUGCUCCAUCAAGUGCCAGCAGGAGCACUGGCACGCGGAGCACAAGCGCACCUGCCGCCGGAAAAGAUGAAGCCGGCCCCGCGUCGCCCGCCCGACGAGUAAGCCUCAGACACAGUGGUUUUUGUUUCCAAGAAGCCAAAAUUGUUUAGAAUUUGCUUCCCAUUUUGCACCAGCCUUUAAACACUUUUCGUGAAGAAAUUUUGCACAGUAGUUUAAAUCUUUUGUUAAUGCUCCUCUGGAGUUUUUCAGGGGGUAAAAAGUAACAUCAGUGGAGGGUAUUAUUUUAAAUAAAUUUUAAUUGAGAAUUUGUUGCAUUUUCAGCAAAUUUUAAAACAUUUUUAGGUUUUACAGAGAUUUUAACCUUUAAACAACAGAUCUUAAAAAAAAAAAAAAAACCAGGUGAAUACAAGUGAGUUUAACAAAGAAACAUUUAGAAUAGAUCUGAAUGUAAGAACUACAGAACUCUUUCAGAAUAAAACAUACU
This is a messenger RNA of Octodon degus (degu), 2157 nucleotides long. RefSeq names its product zinc finger MYND domain-containing protein 11-like. The record is from RefSeq and is a predicted model, not a curated record. NCBI's taxonomy places the organism in Eukaryota, Metazoa, Chordata, Mammalia, Rodentia, Octodontidae. Gene Ontology annotation, molecular function: DNA binding; protein binding; transcription corepressor activity. Gene Ontology annotation, biological process: regulation of transcription elongation by RNA polymerase II.